Molecule: messenger RNA, 1778 nt
Organism: Heterobasidion irregulare TC 32-1
Lineage: Eukaryota; Fungi; Basidiomycota; Agaricomycetes; Russulales; Bondarzewiaceae
Exons: 10
Coding region: 1-1593 (530 amino acids)
Biological process (GO): thiamine biosynthetic process
Cellular component (GO): cytosol
Molecular function (GO): hydroxymethylpyrimidine kinase activity; phosphomethylpyrimidine kinase activity
Source: RefSeq, a predicted model, not a curated record
AUGGAAGCGCAAGUCAAAUUCAAAAUUAAUCCCUCGAAUGAGUUCCCCGUGGUGAUGACGAUAGCGGGCUCGGACGCGAGUGGGGGUGCAGGAAUUCAAGCUGAUCUCAAAACUUUCACCUCACUGAGAUGCUACGGAACAAGUGUCAUCACGGCACUGACCGCCCAAAACACGAUGGGAGUGCAGAACGUGCACCUAAUCCCGCCGUCUUUCGUCGAGGAACAGUUUACUUCAGUCACUUCCGAUAUCCGCGUGCAAGCUAUCAAGACAGGGAUGCUGACUGACGCAGGAGUCACCGCUGCGGUCGCGGGCGCCCUGCGCACAGCGUACGCGAGCUCUGCUGUGCCAUCACUCGUAUGUGAUCCGGUGACAGUGUCGACUUCUGGGCAUGUACUUCUACAGCCAGAUGCCGUCGAUGUGAUGAUGCGCGAGCUCUUCCCCCUCGCGCACGUCAUCACCCCAAAUAAACCAGAGGCGGAGCUCCUCUUAUCGCGUAUGAGCGGACACUCACGCACGAUCGAGUCGCUCGAAGAUAUGAUCGUGGCCGCCGAAGAGCUCUUGUCGCUGGGGCCUCAUGCAGUUCUGGUCAAGGGCGGGCACCUCUCCGCGACCCCGGCCGACAUUCUGCUCGUGAUGCAAGGCGAGAGAGACCCUGCGGACCUCCACCUUGUCGUCGAUGUCCUUCAAGAAGCUGGUGGGGCUAGGACGCUCUUUCUGCGACCGAAAUUGGAUUCAACAAGCACCCAUGGCACGGGGUGCACACUGAGUGCUGCGUUGGCAUGUUUUCUGGCCCGAGGAUUCUCUACAAGGGAGUCGGUAAAACAGGCCAGCAUAUACACUCACCAAGGAAUCGCAGCUGCCUUCCUUGUAGGUCACGGCCAUGGCCCUCUCAACCACAUGCACCCAAUUCUGCAUAGAUGCAUACCAACAAUGCUGAUCGAGACAAAUGCCUCUGUCUGGAAGCAAUAUGUUGAACAUGACUUUGUCAAACAACUCGGAAGCGGAACUUUACCUAAGGAGUGUUUUGUUCAUUUCAUCAAACAAGACUAUCUAUACCUAAAAUAUUAUUCUCGGGCUUAUGCCUUGCUCGCAGCCAAGUCUCCUGAUUAUGUUGCCAUUAGAGCGUCAGCAGAGAUCAUGUUGCACGUAGUCCGCGAGAGCACCAUGCACAGAUCGUACUGCGAGAAGUGGGGCGUGACUCCAGAACAGCUAGAUUCUACUGCUGAAUCAGCUGCGUGUACGGCGUAUGGCGCAUACAUCAUGGAUAUGGGGCUGCAGGGCGAUAGUUCACAUUUGACCAUGGCGCUCGCGGCGUGCUUACUUGGUUACGGGGAAGUCGGUCUAUGGCUUCAACGCGAAGCCUUGAAACCUAACACCUGGGUCAAGUUGGAAGGAAACCCGUACCGGAAGUGGAUAGACGACUACUCGGGAGAGGAAUAUCAGGACGCUGUCAAGAAGGGUGUAGAGAGGAUUGAAGCGCUGGCAGCAGCUGACCCACCGUCGCCGAAGAGGUUCGAAGAAUGGCGGCUCGUAUGGGAGAAGUGCACACAGCUAGAGAAGCAGUUUUGGGACAUGGGCCUGAAUCUAUCGUGAACAGCAUGAAACGGAAACCAAGAAUAAGCAAUGUACGAGUGGAUCAAGCACGUACCGCUCUCCACAACAAGUGUUGUCAUGGAUCGAUGUCUUCCUCAGAAGCGUAUCUUUGAAUGAAGAACUGGUGUUUGUAGAGUAGUGUGUGUUAUUGGUAUGUAGUAAAUGAAGUAUAUAUCUAAGAUUCU